This is a messenger RNA of Epithele typhae, 1365 nucleotides long. RefSeq lists its product as uncharacterized. The coding region runs from base 1 to 1365 and encodes 454 amino acids. Lineage: Eukaryota; Fungi; Basidiomycota; Agaricomycetes; Polyporales; Epitheliaceae. The record is from RefSeq and is a predicted model, not a curated record. The transcript is spliced from 4 exons.
AUGUCCGCAGAGCCGUCACCAAGCAUCAGCCUGCCGGGCACCCUCGCCUUCCUCAACAUCGACGUGCUCCUUGACAUCCUAGCCCUCCUCCCACGCCGUGCAGUGGCGACGCUCAGCAGGACCUGCCGCGCACUCCACACAUUCUGCCUCCGUCCGCUUUUCGCGGCGGGACCCAUUAUCCUCCGCGCCCACUCCCUCGCCGCAUUCCAUGCAGCGCUCCGCCUGAACAGGCCCGAUUCCCGCGCACCCAUGGUGACGCACGUCGUCGUCAGGUGCUCGCUCGCGCGCCCGCCCUUUCAUGCUCCGGCACGUGUGGAGGGGUGCGGGCAACCCGCCUCUGUGGAAGAGCUCCUCGAAGACAUCUUCCGACAUACGCUCAACAUCCGUCGCCUCGAACUCGACUGGGGCGCCGCCAUCGCCAUCAGCUGCGUCCCAAAACCAUCUCUGCCCCCAUCCGACUCCUGCGCCACCGCAGUCCCCCGUGUGUCCCCGUCCAGCACGCCACCAACUCUCUCGCACCUCGAAGACCUCCACGCGCCCUUCGUCUCCGAGCCGCUCUGGGCGGCGAUCGUCCGCACGCGCGCCCCCUCCGCCGCCUCCGCGCCAACGCUGCUGCUUGCACCCUUCAGGGAGACGCUCGAGGACGUCGACCUGGCCGUUGUCCACUGCGCCGACCCGGCGGACACUCAGCUGGGUGCAGCCAUCGAGUUCCCCAGGGUCCACCGCCUGGCGCUCGCGGACACGUACUGCGGCACGCUCCGCGGCGCGUUCGUGCUGGGUCCGGCCAUGCGCGCGUUCCCCGCGGUCACCGAGUUCGCGCUGAGCGCGACGAAGGCGACGCCGGCACCUGAGCACUGGCACGCCGCCACGCCGCCGGCGCGCGUGGCGGCGAUGGAGUGGUGCCGCGCCGCAAACGCGCGCAUACAGGAAGACGGGCACGGACGCGGGGGGUGGGACGGCCUCGCGCGCGUCGUCGCGGGGACUGUCGCGGAUCUGUACAUGCUCGGGUUGCGGCGCGCGGUGCGCGCGGUCGCCGUCGACGCGCUCUCGGCGGACACGCUGUGGAUGCUCGGGCCGGCGCUCGCGGACGCGCGGCCGGAGAGGCUGGCGCUCGUGGUGUUCGCGCGCGCGGACGUCUUCGCGGCGCUCCCGGAGGUGGUGAGCGCGGGCGUGGGCACGGCGAGGCUGCGCGCACUCGAGCUCGCGGUGCGGUGCGACGCGGGGUGCGAGCUCGACGCAGAAGGGCUGAUGACACAGCUUGCCGCGAUGCUCGCGCCGCUCCGUGUGGAAGAGGUCGUGCUCCGGCUGCUCGCGGAAUCUCGCAGGCGUGUAAUCGCCGUGACCUACCGCGGCCCGCAGCGGUGA